This is a messenger RNA of Paramecium pentaurelia, 1825 nucleotides long. The record is from the annotation of a GenBank genome assembly. NCBI's taxonomy places the organism in Eukaryota, Ciliophora, Oligohymenophorea, Peniculida, Parameciidae.
AUGUUCCAAUUUAUCAAAGACUCAUUUGAAUAAGUGGCAUCUAAAGUCAAAUAAAGUGGAGCUCCUUCCAAUUCAAUUAAAGUCAACUUAACUCAAUUUGAAGAUCAUUAGUCAUCCUUUUAAACUGCCAUUUAUUAGAAGUAUUUGAAACAAAAGUUAAUCAAUAAAUUGAAUUAAGUAAGAAAUCAAAAGAUUAUCAAAAAAUUAGUUUGUUGGCAAAAAAGUGUUAGUCAUAGAUCAAUUUAUUGCAGAUAUGCUUAAUUUGGUUGUUGAAUCAAUGUAGAUUUUGAAAGAAAAUGGUGUUGAUUAAAUAUAUUAUAUUGAUUCUGAUUAAUUAGAUGUAGAAACUAAUUAGAUUAUAUUUUUUGUUAAUCCUGAUAGAUAAUAUAUGAAACGAAUAGUAAGAAUAAUCAGAAAUAAUUAACUUGCAAAUUUUAAUAAAAAAUAUCUACUAAUCUUUUGUCCUCGAUUGAAUAUUGUAUGCAAAGAUUAUUUAGAAAAAGAAGCAGUUUUAGGGGAUCUAAUCAUAACUAAUUUUAAUUUUGAUUUAAUACCCUUAGCAAAUGAUUUACUAUCAUUAGAUAUGAAUAAUUGUCUUAGACCAUUAUAUAUUGGAUAAGAUAUGUCAAUUUUAUAAACUGUAGCUGAGUCUAUAUAUAGAAUGGAAUUAGUGCAUGGCAAAUUUAAGAAUAUAUAUGCUAAAGGAAAUUUCUCAAAAUUUGUCAUUGAUAUACUAAAAUAAAACAAACAAUAAGGUGAAUUGAUUAAGGAUGAACUUAGUUUUAAGGAAUCUAAAAUGCAUACACUUUUGAUCAUUGACAGAAAGAUAGACUUUAUCACUCCUAUGCUUACUCCAUUUACAUAUGAGGCUUUGAUUGAUGAAGUGUUUUCUAUCAAAUAAAAUUCCAUAUAAUCUAGAUAUUAUUAAAAAUGAGAUAGACCUAAAACAAUGAACUUAAUGAUUCUUAUUACAAUAAAAUCAAAAUUAUGAAUGUUAAGUAAUGUCAAAGGAUUCUUGAAGAUAAGAGACAAAAUAACAAAUAAAUGAUUUAAUCUAUGAAAUAAUAAGAUAAUAAAAUGAAUAUGAGUGAUAUGAAUUAAUAUCUUACUAAAUUAAGAUUACUACCAAAAGAAGAAAAAAUUAUUCUUGACCGUAACAAUUUACACUAUUACAGAUCUUAUUAUUAGUUAACAUUUAAGUAAAUAGUUAGAAUCCAUUUUAUUUAAUAUGUGCGUUAAUUAAGAAGUUCAUGCAAUACUUUACACUAAGUAAUCAUAAGUUGAAUAAAUGAUUGAAAAUCUUAUUUCCUUUGGUGCCCCAAUAACUAAAGUUAUUCGAUUGUUAAGUCUUUACAAUUAAAUCUUUUACAUAUUUAUGGCACAGAACACAUUCUGACACUUGAAAAUUGUGAAAAAAUUGGUUUAAUUGGAAAAAAAAUAAAUGAUACUCAUAUAUGGGAAAAAAUUGAAAAACCUUUGCGUCUAAUUAAUGAAGAUAUUGAUCAUGCUCCAGAGGAUUUUUCUUAUGUUUUUUUGGCAUAUGCACCUAUAAUGUAAUUUUUUACUUAUUAAUGAGAGUUCGAAUUUUCGAAGAACUACUCUUAAAAAAUACUUGGGGACCAUUGGGUUGACAAGCUUUAAAAGAAAUACCUGGUGAAACAGUUAUGCAAUAAAAUUUAAAUUAAAAUAAAGUUGAAGAAUUUAAAGAUGAUAUAAAUUAAAUUUAUGUGAUUUACAUUGUUGGAGGUAUCACAUAUGGUGAAAUUGCAGCAAUUCGUUGGCUAGGAUUAUGAUACAGUAAUUAAAUCUCUUAUUUCUUAGAAAA